This is a messenger RNA of Paramacrobiotus metropolitanus, 2242 nucleotides long. Its product is annotated as polyhomeotic-proximal chromatin protein-like. Lineage: Eukaryota; Metazoa; Tardigrada; Eutardigrada; Parachela; Macrobiotidae. Gene Ontology annotation, cellular component: PRC1 complex. Gene Ontology annotation, molecular function: protein binding. The record is from RefSeq and is a predicted model, not a curated record.
GAUGAAUACUUCGCUCAAAAUGGAAACGACAUGGUGCAAAUUGGCAUGCUAUCCGAGCAGAAUCCCUCGUCGACGCCGCUUUCGCGUCCCGUCAACCGGCGGGACAGUCCUCCUCCGCACCGACUGUACAUCAACGAUGAGCACGUCAGCAAGUACGCUCGCUCGGACAGCCGCAUGUCCAUCGAGGGCAGCAACAGCGAGGAUGAGGAUGCCGGUUCGCAGGAGUCCGGCAGCGGCGCCAAAACGCCCUCCUCGGACAUGUCGCUGCGGCUGCGCAGCUCCGACAGCGUUAGUCCCAAAUCCGAAGGAUUCUCAUCGUCGCCCAUGAGUGUCUGCGGGGAUGAAUCGGGCUCGUCGUCAUCCCGCGGCGGCGGCACUCGUGCGGUGCUGGAUCUCAGUAUCUCCACUGCGUUUUCCCGCUCUAAACACAGCGCCGAUGCCGACCGGACGCCGCCCACUUCCGGCUACGCCCACAACCUGGUGCCGCCCUACAGCCCGCUCUCCUCCUCCGCCUCCAUGUCCACGUCGCCCUCGGGCUCCCCGUCGGCGACGCCGGAAGUGAAGAUGGACGAAAUCUCCGUGCACGAUAUCGCCAAAGAAGAAGUCAUUGAUCGACGCGCGCGCUCCUCCUUCAGCGAUUACCACAGCCGCCCCGGGGGACCGCUUGCGGCGGUGGCUACGGCAGGCCCCGCUGGCGCUACCGCCCGCUACAGCGAUUUUGAUCUGCCGAAAAACUUUUACGGCUACUACGUGUACCAGCUGGAAUUGGCCAGCCGCUUCAGCAGUUCACUGAAGACGGUUCCCAACGGAAACAGCAGUCCGUUGGUCGGCAAGGUCAAGCCGACGAUGAAGAGCGAAGCCAAGGAGGAGGACGUCGUCAGCUACGGAUCCCUCUUGGAACAGGCGCUGCGGAACGGUCUGAAACGCAGUCCCAGCGAAAUCCCUUCCGGUCACAGCGAGAAGAAGUCCAAACAUUCGACGCCGGUAUCCACGCCGCCGCCCUCGCAAGCCAACAGCCCACCCCAUCAAGGCGGCAGUCAGAAUGUCAGUCGCACUAACACUGCGCACAUUAGCGUGGAGGAUGUGGCCGAAACCAGUUUGCGGGAGUUGCUGCACAGUAAGCAGAUGCAGGAGGCUAAAGCGGCGGCAGCGCUGUCACAGGGUCUGCCUGCACACGGCACAUCCUCCCACGGGAGUCGCAGCUCGUCGCCGUCGGUCAACCUGAAGACCCUCCUGGAGACACAAAACCGCGAGGGAAUGAAAGGUCAAGGCAGCGGGUCAUCGCGAAGUAUGGGCGGGGAUGUGGCCUUCCCCAAACAUGCCAUUCUGCAGCAGCAGCUCCACGUGCCCAGUGGCAAGCACUUUGCCGCAGGGCAACCGCUCUUGUAUCCGCACAUCCUGACGCGCCAAGCCAGUCCUCCGCCGUCAAUGGGACGAGGAGGGCAGGACGGCGGCUCGGCGUUUAUUGCACACUCGGCGGCAUCGCUGGCGCAGCCACCGAUCGGCAUCGGAUUUAAGCAUCGGAAACUGCUGGAAUGGACUGCAGCGGAUGUCCGUGACUGGAUUUCUACGCUGAAUUACUGCGCUGAAUUCGCUGAUAUUUUCUUGCAGCAGUCGGUGGACGGAGUGGCACUGACGCUCUUGAACGAAACCCAUUUGAUGAAGAACUUUGGCAUGAAACUAGGACCGGCCAUCAAACUACGCUGCGCCGUGUGGGAAAUCCUGGGUUUAUGCCAAGCCGCCGGUGCGAUGCAGCCUCAAAUGCAGAUGCCUCAUUUUCUAAACCAAAAACAGAUCCCGGUGGGACAUUGCAUUCCCCAGAAUCACAACAGUGCCAUGCCAAAAUCAUAGGUCUUUGAUCGCAGUGCACACUACUGCACAUCCCCGGUUAGAAAAAGGGAUUACCUAUUUUGACAAGAUAACAAGUGGAAUGUGUUGUUCUCAAAGUAUCGGCGUGGUUUUUAAUUGUUACUUAAAUAAUCGUGCACUUCCGGUGCACAAUUUUUAAAUAAUUGUCGAGUAUUAGUCAAUAAGAUUCUGCACAUGCAUGAGUUCCCAUUUUCUGACAAUAUUAUAUAACUAUGUAAUUUCUGUUAUUGGUGUUUAUUUGAUCUUUUAAUGAUUUUGAAUUUUUGUUUUGUAUUACUAGAUUGCUUAUUACUACGUCUUAUUCUUUUGUAUUGUCAUUGUUGUUUGUUCUGUAUUAUACCAGAAAUUUCGGGUGUUAAAAUGUACAUUUCUU